This is a messenger RNA of Heterobasidion irregulare TC 32-1, 1017 nucleotides long. RefSeq lists its product as uncharacterized. The transcript is spliced from 8 exons. The coding region runs from base 13 to 897 and encodes 294 amino acids. Lineage: Eukaryota; Fungi; Basidiomycota; Agaricomycetes; Russulales; Bondarzewiaceae. Gene Ontology annotation, molecular function: oxidoreductase activity. The record is from RefSeq and is a predicted model, not a curated record.
CGACAUCAAGCCAUGCCUGCAUCCAAAGUAACCAAACUGAACACCGGAGCCGAGAUGCCCACUCUCGGUCUUGGAACUUGGAAGUCCCAGCCGGGAGCUGUCGAGGUUGCCGUCGAGCACGCGUUGAAGAACGGCUAUACGCAUAUCGACACUGCCGCCGCCUACGGCAAUGAGGCCGAAGUCGGCCAAGGGAUCAAGGCUUCGGGUGUGCCUCGCUCCAGCUUCUUCCUCACCACAAAGCUCGAUAAUCCCGACCACCUCCGCGCCGCUGAAGCACUCGAUGUGUCGCUGAAGAAGCUCGGCACGGAUUACUUGGACCUUUGGCUCAUGCAUUGGCCGGCGCCAAUGACCGUUGAGGGCAAACCCGAGAAGUCCAUCAACUGGCUCAACACCUGGAAGGAGAUGGAGAAGCUGUACAAGGCGCACCCUGAAAAACUGAGGGCCAUUGGUGUCUCGAACGUCUCCGUCGAGUUCCUUGAUGCGCUUCUUAAAGAGGCCACGGUCGUCCCUGCCGUGAACCAGAUCGAGCGUCACCCUUCGUGUCUUCAGGAGGAUGUCCUCGAAGCCUGUGCUGCAAAAGGCAUAGUGAUCACGGCCUACUCUCCUCUUGGCUCAGACAAUUCUCCCCUUCUGGCCAACGAGGUCGUCACGAGGAUUGCCGAAAAGCAUGGUGUAUCGUCAGCGAAUGUCCUCGUUUCCUUCCAGGCCAACACCCCCAAUGUCAACGUCCUUGCCAAAUCUGUUACACCCGCGCGCAUCAUCGCUAACAAGACGAUCAUCGACCUCACUGACAACGAGAUCGAGGAACUCAAAGCGAUUGAUAAAUCGCACCACUUCCGCGUUUGCCACCCCAACUGGACCGGCUGGGGUAGCCUCGGUUUCCCGGACUGCAAGUAGAGUAUAAAUGCGUCAAGUAGACUGCAGAAGACAAAUACUGUAUCACUACCCGGUACUCGAAGGGAAGUAUCGAGAAGAAGUGACGAAAGCUUUAAUUAUCAUUGUCACAUAUGCUUUUGC